AUGGCUCAGCGUGUCACAUAUAGACGUCGGUUGUCCUACAAUACAAGGUCGAAUAAAGCGAAGAUCGUGAAGACUCCAGGUGGCAGACUCGUCUAUCAAUACCUUAAAAAGCGAGGAUCUGUGCCAAGAUGUAAAGAUACUGGCGUCAAGCUUCACGGUAUCACACCCGCGCGUCCUCGUGAGCUUAGAAGGUUGAAGAAAAACAAGAGAACUGUUUCCCGUGCAUAUGGAGGUUGCCUUUCGCCGAACGCUGUGAAGGAGCGCAUUCUCCGUUCUUUCCUUCUUGAAGAGCAGAAAAUUGUGUCAAGGGUCCUUAAAUCUAGGAGAGGUGCCGAGUAA
Molecule: messenger RNA, 339 nt
Organism: Angiostrongylus costaricensis
Lineage: Eukaryota; Metazoa; Nematoda; Chromadorea; Rhabditida; Metastrongylidae
Source: the annotation of a GenBank genome assembly